AAUCAGUUGAUUCCUGCAGAGGAGAAGCGAAAAACGUUUCUCUAAAGUUCCAGCCGCAGAGACGCUUCGCUGAAAAGAAGUUCCAAGUGGGAUUUGCUUCGAAGUCAGCAGAGCUUGGAGAAAAGUCCAAAAAACUUAAGAGAGACCCCAGCAACAGCCACUGGAGGGGUGCUGUGCUGAGGACGGAGAAGGCCAGUUGCUCUCCCCCUGUUCAAGAAAGAGAAUCGCCACUUUUUACAAAGGUUCCGUUUUAGUGGUGCCGAGUUCUUGUGAUGCAGAGAAUAGCCAAAAUGGCCCAGGCAGCGAUGGCAGCAGCGUCCGGCCACGACGAGGACCCGUCUGAAAGCAGAAUGGUGGUGACGUUCCUCAUGUCAGCCCUCGAGUCCAUGUGCAAAGAGCUUGCCAAGUCGAAAGCAGAAGUCGCUUGCAUCGCCGUGUACGAAACUGACGUCUUUGUGGUAGGAACCGAGAGAGGAAGAGCAUUCGUCAACACGAGGAAAGAUUUUCAGAAGGAUUUUGUGAAGUACUGUGUCAAUGAAGAAGCCAAGGCCGCAGAACUGCAGAAAAUAAAAUCGACAUCGCUCGAUAACAGGAUGACGGUGGACAUUGUGGAAAUGGAAGCCCUCAGGAAGUCGGUGGAAGAUUACUUCUGCAUUUGUUACGGUAAAGCUUUAGGGAAAUCGACUGUCGUUCCCGUGCCAUACGAUAAGAUCCAGAGAGACCCAUCCGCUGUGAUGGUGCAUGGCCUGCCCGAAGGGCUGGCGUUUAAACAUCCCACCAACUACGAUGCCACAACGUUGAAAUGGAUUCUGGAAAACAAGUCUGGGAUCUCGUUUGUCAUCAAAAGGCCUUUCCUUGAGCCAAAGAAACAUCUAGGACCUCGCAUGACAGACACCUCGCACACAAUAACGUCCUCAAGUGGAAGUUGCCCCAUCCAGGUGAAGACUGAGCCCAGUGAAGAUUCUGGACUCGAGAUGAUAACGGUAAAGGAAGAAUCAGAAGAUCCCGACUAUUAUCAGUUUAACAUUCCAGCAGGUCCUUCCGAAACUUCGGCGAUUGAUGAGAAAAUCGCCCUGGCCAAGUCUUACACAGGGAGCAACCAGGUUUCCGAUUGCAGUGAAGGCACAGAUGUGGAAUUGCCAGUAGAAGAUUCCUCCCAACACGCCACUUCUGAAACAAGUGAGGAUCCUGAAGUGGAAGUGACCAUUGAAGAUGAUGAUGAUUACUUGCCUCCCCAUAAGAAGACGAAGAGCACCGAGCCGGCCAACGACGCUGCUAACGCCGGACGCCGGAAAGCCAGAGAGUUCAACUUUGAGAAGUGGAAUGCCCGAAUAACAGACUUGAGAAAGCAAGUUGAAGAAUUAUUUGAAAGAAAAUAUGCCGACGCAAUCAACGCCAAAGGCCCCGUGUCGAUCCCGUACCCGCUCUUCCAGUCCCACGUGGAAGACCUGUACGUGGAAGGGCUGCCCGAGGGAAUUCCCUUCCGAAGGCCCUCCACUUAUGGGAUCCCUCGCCUCGAAAGGAUCCUACUGGCGAAGGAACGGAUCAGAUUCGUGAUUAAGAAGCAUGAGCUGCUAAAUUCGACCCGAGAAGAUCUGCCAUUAGACAAACCUGUUACAGGAGUGAAAGAAGAAUGGUAUGCCCGAAUCACCAAACUAAGGAAGAUGGUAGACCAGUUAUUCUGCAGAAAAUUUGCGGAGGCCCUGGGGAGCACUGAACCCAAGGCCGUCCCUUACCAGAAAUUCGAGGCGCACCCCACUGAUCUUUACGUGGAGGGUCUCCCGGAGAACAUUCCCUUCCGGAGUCCAUCCUGGUAUGGAAUUCCUCGGCUGGAGAAGAUUCUGCAAGUGGGCAACCGGAUAAAAUUUGUAAUAAAAAAGCCGGACCUGCUGACUAUCGCUCCGACAGACGUUUCUCAGCCGAGAACAAACAUGCCUGUUAAAGAAGAUUGGAAUGUUAGAAUCACAAAACUGAGGAAGCAAGUAGAGGAGAUAUUUAAUCUGAAAUUCGGACAAGCCCUGGGUCUCAACGAAGCCGUGAAGGUUCCUUAUCCCGUCUUUGAGUCGAACCCUGAGCAUCUGUACGUCGAAGGUCUGCCCGAAGGCAUUCCUUUCCGAAGCCCCACAUGGUUCGGGAUCCCACGCCUGGAGAGGAUUGUCCGUGGGAGUGGGAAAAUCAAAUUUGUUGUGAAAAAGCCCGAACUGGUCACCUCGUAUUUGCCUCCAGGAUUGGCUAGCAAAGUUAAUACUUCAGGAUCUCAGAGUCCAAGCAGCACCAAUUCUGCCCGAAGUCCUGUGAGCAAUUCCAAGGUUCCAGAGAUCGAAGUCACUGUGGAUGAAGGUCUGCCCAUUAAACCUCCAGCCCCAGAAGUCAGGCCUAAUCCUCAAACCAACGGAUCCAACGUCGGCUUCAAGCCCAGAGGACGAGAGUUUUCGUUUGAGGCCUGGAACGCCAAGAUUACCGACCUGAAGCAAAAAGUGGAAAACCUUUUUAAUGAAAAAUGUGGGGAAGCCCUUGGGCUGUCCGAGCCGGUGAAAGUUCCGUUUGCGCUCUUCGAAUCGUACCCAGAGGAUUUCUACGUCGAAGGCCUGCCCGAGGGAGUCCCUUUUCGCCGCCCGUCCACGUUUGGCAUUCCGCGGCUGGAAAAGAUCCUCAGAAACAAAGCUAAGAUAAAAUUUAUCAUUAAAAAGCCGGAGAUGUUCGAGGCGGCCAUCAAGGAGAGCGCCACGGCCAUCACCAGCCCCCAGAGAAGAAGCAAUGUCUCCAACACCGCGAUCAACACCAUCAGCGUGCCGGACCCAGUGGUGAACACAGCCGCCGGAGUGGAAGAUCUGAACAUCAUUCAAGUGACCAUACCAGAUGACGACGAGAGGACCUCCAAGGUGGAGAAGGCCCGGCAGCUGAGAGAGCAAGUCAAUGACCUGUUCAGUCAGAAGUUUGGGGAGGCCAUUGGCAUGGGCUACCCAGUGAAGGUCCCAUACCGGAAAAUCACCAUCAACCCUGGCUGCGUGGUGGUGGAUGGGAUGCCGCCGGGCGUGUCGUUCAAAGCACCCAGCUACCUUGAGAUCAGCUCCAUGAGGAAGAUCUUGGAUUCGGCAGAGUUCAUUAAAUUUACCGUCAUUAGACCAUUCCCUGGACUGGUGAUGAACAACCAAAUUCCCGAGAAGGCAGAGCCAGAAGCAGCAGCCGCCGCCGCCAUGCCAGCUCCUGAACCGGCAGCAGAAGACCCAAUUGAACCAGACCAAAUAGUACAAGUUUCUGUGGAGGAAGAUUCGGCACAGACUGAAGAAAACGCUCAGAUCAAGCAGGAGCCGGAUCCGACGUGGUAGACCUCGCCAGCGUUAGGUCGAAGCAUCCCGGAUGGCGACGAAUUUGCCUAGACAGCCCUGGGCUGUGUAAGAUAACUGUAUUAAGAGAAGUACCUUUUUAUUCCCCCCCCCCACCAAAUCGCCCACCUCUUCCCCCCAUCGUCCUAUUUUGUACCUUUUUAGAUAGCAAGGUCUGUUUUUGUUCAGAAGUCCCGAGGAUUUGACACAAACAACGAAAUAUCUUCACAGUGGCUUAUCUUGUUUUUCAAAGUCCCAAUUGGAAGAAGAGGAUGCUGGACGCCGUGACUUAAAGAUUGUUAGUUUUAUUUGCAUUUCUUUCUCUUUUUUUCUUUUUAAUCGACAGGGACUUUGCAGAGCUAUCUCUGCUUUUCCAAGUAAUCCAGCCUUUUAUUGAAGAAACAAGUUUGCCCUACUGUAGUUCAGGUUAUUAGGGUUUCCUUUUCGUUGGGGGGGAGAUGGGAGGGGGCGGGGAGUUGAAAUUGUCCACUGAGGGGGGAAAAUUGGUUUUUUGUUUUUUGUUUUUGUUCUUUCUCCUUAAUGGCUAAUUGGAUAAUAGUAUCUGUAUAUUUGAAAUAAUUUUUUUCCCUAUGAUAUAUCUCUCGACUCGUAUGUUUUUAAUAAAUAAAUAAAGGCUGGUUUUCCGGACACCUUA
Messenger RNA from Hemicordylus capensis (graceful crag lizard), 3981 nucleotides. RefSeq names its product general transcription factor IIi (gene GTF2I). The transcript has 37 exons. The record is from RefSeq and is a predicted model, not a curated record. NCBI's taxonomy places the organism in Eukaryota, Metazoa, Chordata, Lepidosauria, Squamata, Cordylidae. Gene Ontology annotation, molecular function: DNA-binding transcription factor activity. Gene Ontology annotation, cellular component: nucleus. Bases 273 to 3329 code for a protein of 1018 amino acids.